AUGCAAACUUUCAACAGGCCUAUGCUGAUCGUAUUCAGUUCAUUGAUGGAGAAUACCACGUACCCUUGCCAUGGAGAGCCGAUCACCCGGAACAAUCUCAAUGCAAGCCGGGGACGCCUUCUGCAGACGACUACCAGAUUGAAACAUCUGAACCUGAUGCCAGCCUAUUGUAAGGUGAUGAAAGAAAAUAUACAGAAAGGUUGGGUAGAAGAAGUAAAAAACCCCGAAACUGCCCUCCUGGAAAAAGACUGCUACUAUCUACCACAUUUUUACAUCCUCAAAGAUAGCGAAACCACUCCACUGAGGAUAGUAUUUGAUGCUAACUGCGGUCAACCUUCAUUGAACACUUGUCUGUACAAAGGGCCUAAGAUGAUCACCAAUCUUUCCCAGUUAUUGACACUUUUCCGCACAGGAAAAGUUGGUUUAGUUGCCGACAUAGCUCGAGCUUUUCUUUCCGUGAAAUUGCUGGAAAGCGAAAGAAAAUAUGUCCGGUUCCUUUGGUACAAAGACAAUGACCCCAACAAAGAGGUCAUCCCGUUUCACUGCAAUACAGUGAUAUUCGGAAAUGUUUCAAGCCCCUUCUCAUUGGCUAUUGUUUUAACGGAACACUUAGCUAACCAUAGCAAUCCAAUCGCCAAGGAUAUGGCAAAGAAACUCUAUGUUGACAAUCUUCUCACAUCUGUGAACAGUGACGCUGAAGCAUUGGAUUAUUAUGCUCGGUCGAGGCACAUCAUGAGUGAAGGGUCUUUCCUACUCCGACAGUGGGCUAGUAACUCAGCCGCCCUCACUGACCACGCCAGAGCAGAAAACAUGUCCACAAAAAGCGCCACGGCGGUCACAACCUUGGGUUUGAAAUGGAAUAAAGUGAAUGACACGCUAGCUUUAGCUCCGAAGUCGUCCCCAAAAACUGACUCGGUCACCAAACGUCAGGUCCUUUCAGAAACAUCAUCUGUUUUCGACCCGUUAGGUUAUGUUUCGCCAUUGAUUGUUCCUGCACGAAAGUUUGUAAAUGAACUGUGGUCCAAAGGAAAAUCGUGGGAUGAACCACUGACACCUGAGGAAGUCAAACAAUGGGACAAAAUCCGGAUAUCUAUUUCUCGAGCAUCAGAGUUUAACAUACCCCGCGGACUUGGCAUGAGGUCAGAUUCGCCUGUUACUCUAGUGGUGUUCUGCGAUGGAACUCCAGUAACUGCAUCAGCAUGUGUGGUAUACAUGAAACAAGACAAUAACAUUCGGCUACUUGGCUCCAAAAACAAGCUUGUGUCAAACUCAGGAUUCACAACACCCAAAUGCGAGCUGCAGGCAAUGGUCAUUGGCUCGAAAUACGGACAGUGGCUGAAGGAAACCUACGCGGAAUCCUAUCCCAUCAUCACUAUGCUCUACCUACCCGAUUCACAGGUAGCGCUACACUGGAUCAAUUCAGACAAAAAAUUGACUCCAUUUGUAAACUAG
Lineus longissimus is the source of this 1452-nucleotide messenger RNA. RefSeq lists its product as uncharacterized. The transcript has a single exon. The coding region runs from base 1 to 1452 and encodes 483 amino acids. The record is from RefSeq and is a predicted model, not a curated record. Lineage: Eukaryota; Metazoa; Nemertea; Pilidiophora; Heteronemertea; Lineidae.